Molecule: messenger RNA, 1018 nt
Organism: Paramecium sonneborni
Lineage: Eukaryota; Ciliophora; Oligohymenophorea; Peniculida; Parameciidae
Source: the annotation of a GenBank genome assembly
AUGGAUUUAUUAGAAUAGCAAUAAGAUAUUGGAUGUCCAUAAAUGGGAAAUCUAUGGAAGAUUGGCAUAAAAUUGGAAAAUGGUUUAUUAUAAAUAAACUCUAUUCAUCAAAAGUAGAUGGAUGGUAUAAAUACCUAGACUUUAUAGUGUUUACAAAAAUCUGGUAUGAUCGAUUGUUUUUAUGAUAUGAUUGAUAAUAUACUUAGACCAUUGUUUUAUAUUACUAUUAAUCCUACAAUAGAUCCAUUUUAUAUUAAGCCUUAUUCUAAAUAACAUGUUUUAAUACUGUUGAUGAUGAAUCUUUGUACGAAUAUUUUGCAAUUUCUGAUCUUAAAUAAUCUCUAAAAGAUUGGUCAUGAGAUCGUAAUUCACCGCAUACAUAUUGGAUUAUUACAUAUAUGCAAAUUUAUAUAAAUUGAAUGCUUUAAGAUAAUAGAGAGGUUUAAAUACAUUUAAAUUUCGACCUCAUUACGGAGAAGCUGCAAAUAUAGAUCAUUUAACAACAGCAUAUUUAGUUUCUGAUGGCAUUAAUCAUGGAUUAGAAUUAUAAAAAUCUCCUGUUUGUAAUAUCUGUUUUAUUUUGAAUAAAUAGGAAUUGCAAUAUCACCUGUAUCAAAUAAUAAAUUAUUUUGUCGUUAUUCAAAAUCCCCUUUUUAAAAAUAUUUUUAAAUUGGUCUUAAUGUAUGUUUAUCAACUGAUGAUCCUUUAAUUUUACAUCUAACAAAUGAGCCUUUGUUAUAUGCAAAAAAAGCAUCAUAAAUUUUUGAUUUUUCAGGAAUAGAUUUAGCUGAAUUAGCUUGAAAUUCUGUUAGAUAUGUUAGAUAGAGUAGUUUCGAAAAGGAAAUUAAAGAAUUUUGGAUUGGAGAAAACUAUAAUGAUAGAAUUGCAUAAAAAUUAAUUUUAUUAAAUAAUACAAUUAAUAGAUACUGAAGAUCGUAAUAAUUUAGCUGCCACUAGAUUCAUGUAUAGAAAAGUAACAUUGAAUGAAGAGUAUGAACAUCUUGAAAAUUUGUUCUGA